This is a messenger RNA of Penicillium soppii, 2508 nucleotides long. RefSeq names its product Zn(II)2Cys6 transcription factor. The record is from RefSeq and is a predicted model, not a curated record. Bases 1 to 2508 code for a protein of 835 amino acids. NCBI's taxonomy places the organism in Eukaryota, Fungi, Ascomycota, Eurotiomycetes, Eurotiales, Aspergillaceae. The transcript has 4 exons. Gene Ontology annotation, biological process: DNA-templated transcription; regulation of DNA-templated transcription. Gene Ontology annotation, molecular function: zinc ion binding; DNA-binding transcription factor activity, RNA polymerase II-specific; DNA binding.
AUGACCAUCAACGAAGCACCCCCUCAACCAGACCACGAGGAGAAUGCUUUACAAGGCGAAGCCCUCCAGCGACCAGAUCCAGACGUCGCCCUUGCCACAUCCCACCCUCCUCCUAUCGCAGAUUCGGCCUCGACGCUCGGCGCAAAACAAGCCAAUACCACCUUAAUCCUCUCGAAUAAGACACUUGCCGCCCAAACUAAAGUAGCGAUUCCUCGUCAACGGGCUGCAAUCGCCCAGCGCUAUAAUCGUCGAGUACCCCGCGCAUGUGAAUCUUGUCGAGCCCGCAAGACAAAAUGCAGUGGCGAUACUCCAGUCUGUCGCCAGUGUCAGAAAGCGCAAGAAUAUGAGAAUCUGUUGAAGGAGCUAGGGAAUACUGUCGAGUCUCGUGCUGCCGACCGGAUCAAAAACUUGCUGGACAAGCAUGGCCCGGAAGUGGAAUCUUCAUCCAACCAAUCUAACUCGGCAACGCCUCAAGAUGAAGUCCAAGACAAUGAUGAACCAUCCUCACCUUCAUCUAUAGGCUCCCUGGAGGCAAUUGAUCGAGUUGAGGAGGAUCUUAACCGAUCUGAACAUACCAGAGCAACCGGUUACAUGGGCAAGAACUCAGAAGUUACUUGGAUGCAGCGACUGCAGAGAGAAGCAGAUCAACGUGCUCAAGGACUCCCGGGCAGCUUGGAGCCUGGUCAGGACCGGAAAAUUGACGAUGCACUAUCUCUCCACGCGGUCAACUAUCACCUCGAUGACUUGGACAUUUCCGUGCCUGGACCGGUACAACUAUAUGCCAUGCCUCCACGGCAGAUGGCAGAUCAUAUGUUCGAUGCUUAUUUAACUACCGUACACCCAUUUUACCCAAUCAUCAACAGACCUCUUUUCGCUGCGCAAUAUCAAACAUUCUUCGAUAGCGCCGCGCGACCUGGUGACAAAUGGCUUGCUAUCCUGAACAUGAUCUUCGCUAUCGGUGCUAAACAUGGUCAUCUCGUUGACGCACCAUGGCGCGGGGAUGUGAAUGAUCAUUUGGUAUAUUUGACCAGAGCCAGAAUCCUCAGUAUGAACGGUGACGUUCUGUUCAGCCAUCCUGAUCUCCAACAAGUACAAGUAGAAGGCUUAAUUGCCUUCUACCUUCUCGCGUCUGAUCAGAUCAAUCGGGCUUGGAGAAUUUCGGCGUUGGCAGUGCGUUCUGCGAUCACACUUGGCAUUAACAUGAAGAGCAGUGCUCCAACUACACCUGAUCUUUCAAAAGAAGCUCGAUACAGAGUAUGGUGGUGCUUGUAUACAUUUGAGCACAUGCUCGGAAUAAUGACUGGCCGCGCAACUUGUAUCCAAGAUGGCGUGUGCACUUCGCCCUUCCCGAUUCCGUUUGAAGAAGAUCAGCUGCAGGAGCCUGGUGCUCUCGAAGUACUUGCAGACUCGACUUUGCGAGACGAGCGAAUCAACAAUGUGUUGGCAAGUUCUUGUAUCAGACAAAUGCCGCUUAACCCGGUCAAUGGUAAAGAGGCUAGUAAUCAUACUCACACACGAGACACUUCAUGGAUCAAGAACUUGCCUAUCAACUACGGGCUCUGCUAUCUCUACUACUGCGACUUGGCAGUCGUCGUGCAAGAAAUUGUCAACAAAGUCUACUCGGUGGACUGCGUGAUCGUACCUUGGGCACACAUCGAGAAUCGCAUAGGAGAACUCAAGUCUCGCACCGAGAUGUGGCAAUCCAGCCUUCCGCCCGGCCUUGACUUCAGACGCAAAGAUGACGCUGGGCCAGAUGUCCUCCGGUGUAAGCUGACAUUGGCAUUACAUUACUACAGUGCGAGGAUCACACUAGGUCGUCCCUGUCUCUGCCGGCGUGAUGCACGCCAAAAAGGCCCGAAUCCAUCUUUCAGCCAUGACAUGGCCGUGAUCACAUUGGACUCUGCCUGUCACAUGCUCGAUCUCAUUCCCGAUGAGCCGAACGCCAUCCAGCUAUAUCAAAUCGCCCCAUGGUGGUGUGUCCUUCACUAUCUCAUGCAAGCUGUAACCGUCAUGCUCCUGGAGCUGUCUUUUGGUACUGUCCAUAAGCCAGAAGAAGAAGAGAGAUUCAUCAACCUAUCUAAAAAAGCCAUUCGCUGGCUUUAUGCAAUGUCCGAACAGAGCAUCGCCUCACGACGCGCCUGGCAGCUCUGUGACCUGAGCCUGCGCAAACUGGCCCAGGGUAUGAAAUAUGACAUCAGCGACAUGCCUACUUACCCCUACAACCCGGAGCCCACUACCACUAUUGGGUCAGGGCCUGCGCAGGACGGUCCACUGCCUCAUCCUGUUGGCGAUUAUUGGGGCCCGCAAUUGGGGCACAUUCCAAUGUCAGCUCCGGGGCCGACACCUGGUGAAGACCAUUACGCCUACCCCAGCAUGUCUACCUCCGACUUGAUGUCUUCAUUGACUGCUGAGGCCCAAGACUCGUACUUCCCUUAUGAUCCUAUCAGUGGGGAGUUCAUGCGGUCUUUCUUCCCCAAUAACAACGAGAAUGACAACUGGGAUCAGUGA